Molecule: messenger RNA, 978 nt
Organism: Cotesia congregata
Lineage: Eukaryota; Metazoa; Arthropoda; Insecta; Hymenoptera; Braconidae
Source: the annotation of a GenBank genome assembly
AUGGCUACCAACCUCUCAAUGUUUGUUCGAGUCAAUGAUUAUAUACAACGAGCAAAAAACCCGAAAUGCAUGGAUAUAAUCAUUCAAGAACACUUGGAAAUUAUCAAUGUACCUAUAACGAGUACCUGUGAUAACUUUUACUUACCGAAAAACAGAUUGAAAAACCGAAGACCGGACUAUCCAUGUUGGGACGUUUCUCGGGUGGUGCUCAAAUCCAACAACGGCUUGGAUUACAUCAAUGCCAAUCAUAUGGCUGGAUUUGACGGAAGAUGUAAAUUUAUAGCGACGCAAGAACCUAUGGCAACAACUUUCGAUGAUUUUUGGAGCAUGGUCUGGCAGGAAAACUCUCGGAUCAUCGUGAUGCUGAAUGGUACCAAGCACGAAUCACAACCUACAAGCCUCCAGUAUUUCUGCGUGACCCAAGAUCAUACAAUAUUAAAAAAGUUUGUCAUCAAACAAGAAAGCAUUAGAAGGGAAUCCCAUUACGUGUACACUAAGUUGAGCAUUGUUCAUAGUUCGAGUGGAGAAGUGAGAGUGAUCCAUCAUUUCAAAUACGUUGACUGGAUAGAAACUGGCGUUCCUGAUGUAGGAUCGUUUCUUGAUUUGCUGCUAGCAGUCAACAAGCAAGACCAGUAUUAUUUCAAGAAAGCGUUGCUGCCUAACCAACUUCCAGCAGGUCCAAUUGUCGUCCAUGGUGAUAUGGGUGUCGGAAGAACGGCUGCAUUUUGCGUCGCAGAUAUAUGCCUGUACCAAAUCGUAUACACAGCAACUGUGUCAGUGCCGUUAAUAGUGCUUAAAGCCAGGCAACAACGGCGAUUUAGCAUCUCAACUUUGAACCACUACAUAUUUAUUCAUAGUUUCAUCGCUUUCUUUCUGGUCACUAUUAAAUCGAAUCCUGCAAUUUUCCUCGAAUUUCGCUCUCACUUAGGCAUAAUUGAUGCGUAUUUAUUGUCGCUGGAUUUUAGACCUAUUAUGUAA